Messenger RNA from Danio rerio (zebrafish), 3453 nucleotides. Lineage: Eukaryota; Metazoa; Chordata; Actinopteri; Cypriniformes; Danionidae. The record is from RefSeq and is a predicted model, not a curated record.
UUUGCCUAAAUUGAAUGCAUUCAAUAUAUUGAGUGUAUUUAUCAAAUGCACUCAAUUAUGGAAGACAAUUACCCGUUUAAGCUAAUAAUUCUUCAGAAAACUCUACUUACUUUCUUUUUCCUCAGGCAGGCAUCAGUAUUUCUGCAACGUGGGGCUCGGCGGAUUGGCAGUGUGUAUAAAAAGGCAAUUUACAGGCAGUACACAGAUUCUUCUUACUCUCAGGAGGUCCCCAAACCCCCCUGGCUGGGUUACCUGGGGCCCGUCAUGAGGGCUGAGGAGCAGGAUGUUAUCAUAGUGCACAUGAAGAACUUUGGCUCCAGACGUUACUCCAUGCAUCCACAUGGCGUCUUCUAUGCCAAAGACUCAGAAGGUGCGUUGUAUCCAGACGGAACCUCAGACAGUCUGAAGCAAGAUGACGGUGUUCCUCCAGGGGGAAACUACACCUACACCUGGAUUGUGAAAGCAGAAUCUGCCCCUCAGAAGGAUGACCCAAACUGCCUGACAUGGGCCUACCAUUCACACGUCAGUGCUUCACAGGACAUCUCCUCUGGCCUUAUUGGAGCUCUUCUCACCUGCAAGAAAGGAACCCUGUGUGAGACGUCCACUUCCGAUCAGCACCACGCUCAUCGUGAGGAUGUGGACCAGGAUCUCAUCCUCAUGUUCAGUGUGGUGGAUGAGAACAUCAGCUGGUAUCUAAAAGAGAACAUCCAGAGCUUCUGCUCCGACCCAGAUGGUGUGGAUCCUGCAAGUGAAGACUUCCAAGAAUCCAAUUUGAUGCACGCCAUUAAUGGAUAUGUGUAUGGAAACCUACCGGGGAUUGAGUUUUGUCAAAACCGCACAGUUGCUCUGCAUCUCUUUGGCAUGGGCAAUGAGAUCGACAUUCACUCUGUUCAUUUCCACGGGCACACACUUCUGGACCGCGGGCACCGUGUGGAUGUCAUGAGUCUGUUUUCUGCCACUUUUGCCACUGCAGACAUGAUUCCUGCCACAAUAGGGACGUGGCUGUUAAACUGCCAGGUCAAUGAUCAUCUACAAGCUGGUAUGCAGGCACUGUUCAAUGUGUCGUCCUGCAGUGAUGAGGCGAGCUCCACGGCUCCUCUCAGUGGGAAGAUCAGGAAGUAUUUCAUUGCUGCUGAGAAGGUUCAGUGGGAUUACGGACCAUCAGGGAUGAACCAAGUGACCAAGGAGUCUCUAAUCGAUCCUGGAAGCUUUUCAGAGGUUUUCUUUGGGACCAAUAAUAGCCGAAUUGGUGGAAAGUACUGGAAGGUGAUAUACAGAGAAUAUACAGAUAAGACUUUCACCUUAAAGAGAAAGCAAACCAGUGCUCAGACUCAUCUAGGCAUUCUGGGUCCAGUACUGAGGGCAGAGGUUGGAGAUACACUUCAGGUGAUGUUCCUGAAUAAAGCUGACAGAAACUACAGUAUCCAGCCUCAUGGACUCCAGUACGACAAACCCUUCGAGGGAGUAUUUUAUCAAGAUGGUAUAAAGAGAAAAGGAUAUGAAGUUCAGCCAGGUGAAACGUUCACCUACAUGUGGAAGUUGAGGGAAGGACCGUCUGAAAGUGACCCUCCCUGUAUUUCCUACCUGUACUUUUCCUCCAGUAAUGCAGUCAGAGACACUAACUCUGGCCUCGCAGGCCCCCUGCUGGUGUGUAAGAAAGAUGCGCUGACAUCCAGUGGCACUCAGAAAGAGGUGGAUCAUGAGUUUUUCCUGCUUUUUACUGUGUUCAAUGAAAACCUCAGCUGGUACUUGGAUCAGAACAUUGAAACCUUUGGCACCAAUGAGUCAGACCCAGAAAAUCUGGACUUUCAGGAGAGCAAUAAAAUGCAUGCUGUGAAUGGCUUCAUGUAUGGGAACCUACCUGGCCUUGAGAUGAAUAAGGGGUCCAGGGUCAGAUGGCAUCUUUUAGGACUUGGCACAGAGAUGGACAUUCAUGGCAUUUACUUCCAAGGCAACACCUUCGAGAAACAGGGCACAACACAUGACACUCUGAGCCUGUUUCCACACACUGCAGUCACUGUUUUCAUGCAACCAGAUGUCAGUGGUGUAUUUGAGCUGAGCUGCCUAGUGUGGGAUCACUAUGAUAGUGGGAUGAGACAACUGUAUGAAGUGACAGGACCAAGAUAUGAAGAGCCCUCAGUCUCACCAUCUGAGACAGUGGAGUAUUUCAUCAGUGCUGAAGAGCUGGAGUGGGACUAUUCGCCUGAUCGCACAUGGGAACUGCAGAACUUCAACACAACGGAGGAUGAAAGGCAGGUCCAUGUGCUACAUGCAGCGUUUGUUGGUAUUGCAGUGUUUGAAUGGCUUCUGAAACCACAUUUUUGUCUCAGUCCUGGCAGUCUAUUUGUAGGAACAGGAGGAAACAAACUGGGCUCCAAGUAUAAGAAAGUAGUUUAUCGAGAAUACACUGACGCCACCUUCAGGACAAGAAUAGAAAGAGAGCCUCAAGAGACACACUUGGAGAUUUUAGGGCCUAUGAUCAGAGCUGAAGUUGGCCAGGUUUUGUUGAUCACGUUCAUGAAUAAAGCUAGUCAUGCUUACUCGAUACAAGCACAUGGAGUCAGAUCUUUUACUUCAAAACCUGAGGCCGUCAUGCCAGGUAAUAUGACUCAGUACCAGUGGAUCAUUCCGGAGAAAUCCGGUCCAGGCGUGUCUGAUCCAAACUGCAUUGCUUUUGCCUACUGCUCAGCUGUGGACUUUGUUAAGGAUACAGCCAGUGGUCUGAUUGGGCCAUUAAUGAUCUGCAGGAAGGGAACACUGAACCAGGAUAGACAGAGAACUGAUGUGGACAGAGAAUUUGCUCUCCUUUUCAUGGUGUUUGACGAGAACAAAUCCUGGUACCUGGAAGAAAACAUUGAAUCCUACUACAACAGCUCAGAACCUCUUCUAAGAGAUGACGAGUUUCAGAAAAGCAACAAGAUGUAUGGGAUAAAUGGAAAAGUCUAUGCAAAUCUUCGGGGACUGGAAAUGGUGGUAGGGGAAAGAGUGGUCUGGUACUUGUUUGGGAUGGGUAAUGAAGCAGAUAUUCACACCGUCCAUUUUCACGCUGAGACCUUCACCUACAAGACAGAUCAUACUCACCGUACUGAUGUGUAUGACCUGAUUCCGGGGUCAUUUCAGACAUUAGAGAUGGUGGCAGAGGUCAAUGGAACAUGGCUUCUGCACUGUCAUGUCUCGCACCACAUCCUUGGUGGAAUGGACACCACUUUUAUCAUCAAACCUCGAUCAGGUGGUGACUCUGUGAGGAGAGAUUUAAACAUCAUUUGUGUGCUGAUCACAACAUUUAUGUUCAAACUCAUAUAUUGAUCCUUCUGUAGACAUAUACUGUACUUAAAUACUCUUAACAAAUAUAUUUAAGCAGUGUUCAAAAGUUUAGGGCCAGUAGGAUUGUCUCCCCUCUUAUGAUCACCAAGGUUUAAGAAAAAUACAGUAAAACCUGUAUUGUGGAAUAUG